AGUCCUGAAGUACAUUUCUUUCCUUCCCAUGGAGAUGCUCUAAGAAAGGCUUUAUUUGUCUGAAUAUUUAAGAAGGCUGCCCCCACAGGCUGAAAUGGUUACAGCAGUACAAACGAAGGAUACUAUGACCGUAACCCAUUUAGAGAUUGCUGUGAGACAUGGAUAGAUGUAAACAUGUGGGGCGGCUACGACUCGCCCAGGAUCAUUCUAUUCUUAAUCCACAAAAGUGGCAUUGCUUGGAUUGUAACACUACAGAAUCUGUUUGGGCUUGUCUCAAAUGCUCCCAUGUGGCCUGUGGACGGUAUAUUGAAGAACAUGCACUGAAACACUUUCAAGAAACAAAGCAUCCAUUAGCCAUGGAGGUCAAUGAACUUUAUGUGUUCUGUUAUCUCUGUGAUGACUAUGUUUUAAAUGAUAAUCCCGAGGGGGAUUUGAAACUGCUGAAGAGCACUCUGACUGCAGUUAGAAGCCAAAAGCAGGGCUCCUCAUCUAGGAGUAGUAGAACAUUGAGGUCUAUGGCUUUGGGGGAGGAGCUGUGCAGUACCUGGCGGAAUGGGUGCGGGCAAUCACAAAUGAUCACAGCUCUGCUGUACAGACGCCAAGCUAUACUUGCAAAAGCUUUAAGGACAUGGUUUAGUAAGAGUUCAAUAGGAAAGUUAAAACUAGAGGAGAGAAGAAAGCAGGAAGAAUUAGAACGCAAAAAGGAAGAAGCUAGGCAGAGGAGACUGGAAGUGAAACGCCGGUUUUUGGAGGAACUGGCAAGCACUCCUCCUAGAAAAAGUGCCAGGUUAUUAACCCAUACUCGUAGAGAAAGUUUUAUACCAAGGAAGUUUAGGGAGAUACCUGAAAAGAAGGUGCUGUCAAGUACCCCUACCUCAAAGCAAACGCCAAGCAGCAAAUUGAAACAGUUUUAUUCAGUCCAGAGGAGACGUACUGUGACCCCUGGUGUGACUGGUUUAAGAAAUUUAGGUAACACAUGUUACAUGAACUCAAUCCUUCAGGUGCUAAGUCACCUGCAAAAAUUUAGAGAAUGUUUUUUGACACUUGACCUUUGUGAAACUGAAGAACUUCUGGCUAAAACAGCAAAUGGAAAGUCCAUUAUUCCUGACAAACUAACUAAUGGAUCCACUGGUAAUGCAUCUGGAAAAGACAGGUUGGGUUCAUAUGGCAAGCACAACAUGCCAUCUAGCUUAAAUGGUGGGUCUUUUAUCAACAAAAGUUUAGAACUCGUACAGCCAAAGGAGCCUAGUUCAAAGCACAUCUCCCUCUGCCAUGAACUGCACACACUUUUUCGAGUGAUGUGGUCAGGCAAGUGGGCACUCGUUUCCCCUUUUGCCAUGCUGCACUCUGUAUGGAGUUUAAUCCCAGCCUUUCGCGGAUAUGACCAGCAAGAUGCUCAGGAAUUUUUGUGUGAGCUGCUUGACAAAGUACAACAGGAGCUAGAGUCUGAAGGAACUAAAAGGCGGAUUCUUAUACCAUUCCCUCAACGGAAGCUCACCAAGCAGGUUUUGAAAGUGGUAAACACAAUCUUCCAUGGCCAGUUGCUCAGCCAGGUAACCUGUGUAACAUGUAAUUACAAGUCAAACACAGUUGAGCCAUUCUGGGACCUGUCCCUUGAGUUCCCAGAGCGUUACCAUUGCUUUGAGAAGAGUACCACAGUGGGUCAUCAUACAGACUGCAAGCUGACUGAAAUGCUGGCAAAGUUUACAGAGACUGAGGCUUUAGAAGGGAGAAUAUAUGCUUGUGAUCGAUGUAACAGUAAACGACGGAAGUCUUCUUCAAAGCCUUUAAUUCUGAGUGAAGCUCAAAAGCAGCUAAUGAUCUACAGACUACCUCAGGUUCUCCGGCUGCACCUUAAGCGAUUCAGGUGGUCUGGACGUAAUCACCGUGAGAAAAUUGGGGUUCAUGUUAUUUUUGACCAGGUGUUAAACAUGGAACCUUACUGCUGCAGGGAUACACACUCCUUUAUUGAUAAAGAAGGUUUCAUUUAUGAUCUUUCUGCUGUGGUAAUGCAUCAUGGGAAAGGGUUUGGCUCAGGACACUACACAGCAUACUGCUACAACACAGAGGGAGGUUUUUGGGUACACUGUAAUGAUUCCAAGCUUAAUGUCUGCAGUGUGGAGGAAGUGUGUAAAACCCAGGCCUACAUCCUUUUCUACACUCAAAGAACGAGACAUGGCAUAGCAGGAAUCUCAGAACAACCCAGUGAAGCUCAGGUGCUGUCUGGGAACAGCAAUGAGAAUAGAAGACUUACAUUCCCUUAAAGGGAAGCCUCCAUAUCUCAACACUGAUUUUCUGCUUGACUUGACUCAACAGGGACCACUAUAAUGCAUUUUUAACCAGUUUUUGUUUAUAAACUUUGCACAGAUCCAUAGUGACUGACUCGCUACAGAGACGGGUGUUCAUGUUUGUCAUCUUGAGGCUUGUGCAACAGAAUCCACUGGGUUCAGUUGUCUUGUUACUUUUAAAAUACUGUUUCUUAGUUGCAGUCCUGUCCUCUAGCAUUAGGAAAAAAAUGUUUAGUAUGAUUUAACAGGAUUGUUAUCACUGCAUAUAGCGGGUUGUUAACCUGAGAAUAUUUUUUUUAGUUAGUUUAAAAAAAAAAAAAAAAAAAAAAAGAGUAUACUGAGCAAUAACACCAUAGCUAGAACACUAGACAAUUUCAUCACGUCAUUUUGUUGUAACGCUACUAAAGCUGAAAGAAAACAUUCUUUAGUAUCGUUGAAGACUUGUGUUUUCAUGUAAAUGUCCCAGUGUUCUGUUGAUGGCUCAGUCUAGUGUUGUCAAGUUUGGGCCUGGUCAGAUCAGUGCCAAUACUCUGUUCUCAGGGCUAUUGCCGGCCGCAUAUUCUGCAUUUAAAUGUUUUUACAAACGCCAUCGUAGCAGUGUACUUUCUGUAAAAAAAAAAAAAAAAAAAAAAAUACAAAAUGCCUAUUUUUCAAAGGUGAAAUGUAAGGAUUUUCAUUUUUUUUUUUUUUAAUUAAAAUAGUGCCUUAGGCACUUUGUAAAUACAUGUGUCGUCGCAUAUUGUAGCAGACCAAGGUUGGUAAGUACUUUAGUCAUGGUCUUUAAGGAAACGCUAAGCUGAUAAAUACCACUCAAGUGUCUUUCUCCUCUGCCAGCAGGUCUGGUGACAUUAGCAACUACACAUGUGUUAUCAGUAUUUACAGCAGUGGAAUCCGGCAUGGUUUUAGUAAUUUUUUUAAGUGCUCACCAGUGGACUUGAAAUUUCCUGACAGACCUUGGACUAAAAGAAAAUAACUGGGAUAUCGACUGUGUGUGUGUGUGGGCUGGGGGCAUGAGGUUUGUGAGUGUGUGUGUGUAGGUAUGUGGCUGUAGGUCGUUUAUUCACUUUGUACUGAUCACUGUUUAAGUAGUCAUUGAUGGUGCAUGUCAGUUAGCAAUAAGUUUAAAUACAUAACUGCAAAACACAGUAUUUGUCAGAGUAACAUCACUGGUGUGCAAAGUUUUGAGGGGUUUGUGCAGACCGUGAUGAUGAGCAAAGAGCAUGAUCACUGUCAAAUGAUCAUGAUAUGGCUUGCUGUAGUGGGGUUGUACUUUUGAGAUUAGACUGCUUUAAUACGUUUCUGUGGCCAUAGUUUUUUUUUUCUGCACUUUUCAUCACAGUUGGACCUCAGUGGUAUACCCAGAAAGUGGUUAUCUUUGGGAGUGCAAGCAGAUGAAUGUGAGUGAAAACGGCAGAUCAUCAAACUGGCUUCCGAGAGUAAAGCAGUUUUUUUGUGCGCAUGCAUGCAUGUCUGCAUUAAACUAGUUGAACUAUAUUGUUUUGGUUAUUAUUUUAUGUUAUUAGAUGUUAAAGAUGUGUGCAACCAAAAUGCAUGUAGUUAUGGUGGGGAUCAAGGCAGAAUGUGUAUGACUGGCCUUUCUUGUCAUGUGAUUAAUUAUGGGUAGGUGUUGGAGGAGGGAGUUGCAUUGUGUGUGUCUGAUAGAAUGCAUUGUGGCUUUUAUUUAUUUAUUUAUUUAUUUUUCUUCAUGAUCACACAUUUAAUCUGAUGCAUGUCCACAAUCAGAAUUUAACCUUUUGGUGGGGAUGGAGGCAGUCUGUUGAUUAAAGUGACUCAUUCCCCCUGUUUGAUCGCAGUUGUCUGUUUGGAGAAGCAGUGUUGCUUUGUGUGGAAGGAGGGUGUGGGAGUGUACAUGAAUGCAGUAUCAACCUGGUGUGGGAGUGUACAUGAAUGCAGUAUCAACCUGAUUUGUGUAUAAAGUUUAGGUCAUCUCUCCUUAGUUUAGUGGGUAAACCCUGCCUUAUAGCUGUGACAGAUUGUGGGCACAAGAGAGCGGAAACAUUUUUGUGAUAAAUAGUGACAUAGUGAAGACAAGGCCCAUUGUAAUUUUCUGACUGACACACAAUUAGAAUUUAACAGCACCACCUUCCAGAUUUCAUGAAAAUAUACUUAAUUUUCCUUU
Molecule: messenger RNA, 4428 nt
Organism: Protopterus annectens (West African lungfish)
Lineage: Eukaryota; Metazoa; Chordata; Ceratodontiformes; Protopteridae
Gene: USP49
Product: ubiquitin specific peptidase 49
Exons: 6
Coding region: 159-2264 (701 amino acids)
Biological process (GO): protein deubiquitination
Cellular component (GO): cytoplasm
Molecular function (GO): zinc ion binding; cysteine-type deubiquitinase activity
Source: RefSeq, a predicted model, not a curated record